AUUUACUUCCACGUAGCCUCCAGUCAUGGAAAAAUCCACUCAUCUCUGGAAAGGUGACUCCCGGCUGGCUGCUGCACAGGUGAAUUGCAGAUGAAACUGGUCCUCUCCCCGCCGGCGGCGAUUAUCUCAAGCCCCGCCCACCAAGCCCCAUUGGCCAUUGUCCAGUUUAAACCCAGUCGCGCGGGGGCAGCUGCAGCGAGUCCAGGCUUAUCGCCGCCGGAGCCCAGAUCCCCCCCGCCGCCCAGUCACCUCCCGGGAGGACGAGGGACGGCCCGGUCCGGCAGAGUGUCGUGGACAUGAGCAGCCCGGAUGCGGGGUACGCCAGCUGCGAGGACCAGGCCCCGGGACCGUGCUCGCUCCCUCCGCUCAUGAUGCAGUGCCAGUGGGCAGAGUCGCUGAGCCCCCUGGCCGACGGCAAGGGCAAAGCCGAGGCCGCCGUCGAUGCGGCGCAGCAGGGCACGGCGGGCCGGGCCAAAGGCGAAGCCCGCAUCCGCCGCCCGAUGAAUGCCUUCAUGGUGUGGGCCAAGGACGAGCGCAAGCGGCUGGCGCAGCAGAACCCGGAUCUGCACAACGCCGAACUGAGCAAGAUGCUGGGGCAGUCGUGGCGGGCGCUGUCGCUGGCCGAGAAGCGGCCCUUCGUGGACGAGGCGGAGCGGCUGCGCCUGCAGCACAUGCGCGACCACCCCAACUACAAAUACCGGCCGCGGCGCAGGAAGCAGGUCAAGCGCCUCAAGCGCGGCGACGGCGGCUCCAACGAGGGGGGGAGCGGCUUCCUGGCGCCGCCGCCCCACCACCCCCAGCUGGGCCUGCCCGGCGAGGCCGGAGGCGCCUGCGACGUCCUGGGUCUGCCUUACCCCGAGCAGCCCGCCUUCCCCGCAGGCGGCUUCCACUACCGGGACUGCGCGCCUCUGCCGCUGCCCGCCUUCGGGGCGCACUUCGGCGGCGGUGGCUACAACCUGCCCACCCCGGAGCCGGAGUCGCAGGGCGGCCCCUGCGCCGAGCCCGCCUUCUUCCCGCCGUCCGAGGAGGGCGGCUGCCUGCUGGGCCCCUACGGCUACCCCACGCCGCCCGGCGCCGAGUACCCCUGCAACGUCGCCCCCUCCAGCAGCAACGCCGGCCUCUUCCGCAGCCGCUUCCCGGCCCCCCUGGCUGCCUUCCCGUCCGCGUCGCCCGCUCAGGAUCCCGCGCAGGCCCCCUGCAGACGCGCCGAGGCCGCCGUCGGGCUGGAGCCCCUGCAGGCGCCCGACGUGGAGCUGCUGGCCGACGUGGAUCGCGCCGAGUUCGAGCAGUACCUGCCCUUCGGCUGCCGGUCCGCUGAACUGGGACUCAACUACGCCGGCCCCGAGGCCUCCGAGCCCGGCUCGGCAGCCACCGCCUACUACUGCGCAGCCGCGGGCGGCGGAGGCGCCUACCCGGAGCUGUGAGGGUCCGGCAGACCCAGCCGGGGAUCGCGCGGGCUCUAUUUAUUGUAAUUUAUUGACUGCUCGCUGCUGGAGGCCCCGGAAGACUGGCUCCGGGGGAGGCGGGGCGGGAGGGGGCCUGCUUUCUCAUCCCUCCUGCAAAGUCUUCCGCGUGACAAAGAAAACCUGCCCAGUGUCCAGAGUGGGCCAUGUGGGCUGGCAGGAGACUGUUUGGACUCUCCUGCUUUUCUACAAGUGACUGGGUGGGGUGGGGGGUGGGGCGGGGGGGUGUUGUACAAAAUG
Sphaerodactylus townsendi is the source of this 1703-nucleotide messenger RNA. It is a transcript of the gene SOX17, whose product is annotated as SRY-box transcription factor 17. NCBI's taxonomy places the organism in Eukaryota, Metazoa, Chordata, Lepidosauria, Squamata, Sphaerodactylidae. Gene Ontology annotation, biological process: anatomical structure morphogenesis; angiogenesis; heart development. The coding region runs from base 297 to 1424 and encodes 375 amino acids. Gene Ontology annotation, molecular function: RNA polymerase II cis-regulatory region sequence-specific DNA binding; DNA-binding transcription activator activity, RNA polymerase II-specific. The transcript is spliced from 2 exons. The record is from RefSeq and is a predicted model, not a curated record.